AUUUUCACUAUAAAUACCAUUAGUUUGCGAAACACUUUCGUUUGCCACCAAUUGAUCCGAUUAUCCAUUCAUUGAUUGCUGUGUUUGUCGCCAAACCUAUGUCUCACUCAACGGUCUCUUAGUCUGCGAACUGAGUGUCCAAUCGUUGUUGAGUUUUCUCGCAUUUGAACCCAUUUUUGAUGAAUUGAUUUGUGAAGAGAUUUGAAGUGUUUGUUGAUAUCGUGAUGAAGUGACUAUGAGUUCAACCGUUAAUACAAACGAUAAUCAAAUAAACUGUUUGUCUGUGAAGUAUGGCUCAAAUGUGACCACAAAUGAGACAUCGAUUGUGUCGACCAAUGGAGUGUCCAAUGCCUGCAAUCCAUCACAUAAUAAGUCACCGCAGAAGACAAACAGCAGCCGAUUCUCAUCGUUGGCUAAGAUUUUUAAGCCGUGGAAGUGGAAGAGGAAGAAGAAGAGCGAGAAGUUUGAGAACACUUCCAAAGCUUUGGAGAGAAGAAUAUCAAUGCGAUCGACAAAAGCAGAUCUCAUCCAAAGAGGAGUACUUUUACCCGAAAAAAACGAAACGACAAAAAGCGGAUUCAUUUCCAAUAUGAAUGGUGUGAAAGACUAUGAUUUGGCGAACAAAGAAGUGGUUCAGUCAUUGCCCACAACUGUGACCAUCACUUCAGGAAUUACUUGUCAAACGUCUAACUCAACCACAGAUAAGGUGUCGACGACAUCCAAGUCUGUGAUUCCCAUAUCAUUGAGCGGUUAUCUGAAGGGAGCGAUCGCCACACCUUUGGUGGCCAUCGCGAAGAAUAACCAUCACUUCGGCAACUCAUCCAUCAAUAAGAAGAGGACAUCUUUAGACAACAAGACCGAGAAGAGUGACUCGAGUCCUGUGGUUAGCGAUAACCACAGACUUAAUAAGAGUGACGACAAUAGUAUUCAAUCAAACACUAAAGAAACAAUACAUAUAAUAACGUCAACCACUGGUUCGUCGAUAAUAUCGGACAACUCGUCAACGAAUAGUGAAUUGAAAAACAAUAAUAAAGUGAACAUAAACUCUAUAAAUAGUAUGAAUAAUAGUGUAAAUAAAUGUGUUAUGCAAUUAAACUCAAAUACAAACCACGCGAUGAUUAAUGAGCUUCAGUUCAGUGACAUCGGACCCAUACCUCCGCCCCGAAUGUUCUCGGAUUCCGUUCACAACACAUACAACACUAAUAACAUUAGCUUUGAUUCCUCUUUUCAUAACUACAAUGAAGACAACGACUCGUCUAUGGAUUUGAGUCAUAAUGAUAUCAAUUAUCCACAAGAAGUGCCACAAAUGUCUUCUCUGCCAAUAUGUGUAAUUCAUAGUCAUUUGGUGAACGAACCCAUCACUACAGCCGAGGAGGUGCCCACCAAAGAGCCACAGCUGUCGGCCAUCCCUAAGAAAAGUGCCCUCAAGAAGGCCAGAAUCACCGCCAAUGACACUGACAGCCAAAUGGCUAAUCAACCGCAGGUGUCGGCGCCCAAUCACACCAACACUUCCAACACAGACACCUCUUCUCCCGUACUCAUCAGACCUCAACCCACGCCUCGAUAUACAUAUAAUUCCAUACAACAGAUGCCGAUGCAGAUUGUGGUCACAUCUGCACAACACAACAACUCACCCCUCACUGACCAAAACCACACCUUUAGUUCUGUCAUGUCAAAAGUGCAUCACUUCAAUAACUGCGGAAAUUUUGGUGCAGAAAACAAAGAGAAUCAGCCCUUCAAUCAACUAAACCAUAGGACUAAACCUCCCAUUGAAUGUCCGCCAAGAAAGAAGCCGUCAAUUGUUUUAAGCCACGAAUCAGAUUCAGACGAUGACAGCGAAAGCAAUAUCAAUUGGAGAGACUAUUACGGCGACGAUGAACAAGGACGGGUCGCCGCAAAGAUUGCCCGAAAGGAUUCAUUGGCCAUAAAAUUGGCGCAAAGGCCUGACAAACAGGAAUUGAUUGACAAAAACAUAAUUCCUGUUAUGUCUGAAAAUGAAAGACUAGACACUCGAGAGGCGAUCGGAACGAAGCUCUCGCGACGGCUAAGCCUUAGGCCAACGGCUGAAGAGUUGGAACAAAGAAAUAUUCUGAAACAACAGACGGCCGACGAAAUGCUUAUGGAUAAGGAAAAGAAGAAACAAACUCUCAUUAGAAAAUUGAGUUUUCGACCGACGAUUGAAGAGCUGAAGGAAAGGAAAAUCAUUCGUUUCAAUGAUUACGUGGAAGUGACUCAAGCCAACGACUACGACAGGAGGGCUGACAAGCCAUGGACUAGACUCACACCUAAAGAUAAGGCAGCCAUUCGUAAAGAAUUGAAUGAUUUUAAAAGUAUGGAAAUGGAGGUCCAUGAGGACAGUCGUCAUAUGACUCGUGAUUCUGUCGACAACUAA
This is a messenger RNA of Oppiella nova, 2392 nucleotides long. The record is from the annotation of a GenBank genome assembly. Lineage: Eukaryota; Metazoa; Arthropoda; Arachnida; Sarcoptiformes; Oppiidae.